Messenger RNA from Prunus persica (peach), 948 nucleotides. RefSeq names its product V-type proton ATPase 16 kDa proteolipid subunit. The coding region runs from base 138 to 638 and encodes 166 amino acids. The record is from RefSeq and is a predicted model, not a curated record. Lineage: Eukaryota; Viridiplantae; Streptophyta; Magnoliopsida; Rosales; Rosaceae. The transcript has 3 exons. Gene Ontology annotation, biological process: proton transmembrane transport. Gene Ontology annotation, molecular function: proton-transporting ATPase activity, rotational mechanism. Gene Ontology annotation, cellular component: proton-transporting V-type ATPase, V0 domain.
AUAAAGCAGUUGGACUAUUCCUUUCGACGACUUUGGCUUGCGGAAGCACGAGAAACACAACCACUGGGGAGAGAAGAGAGACCAGAGAUCCAAAAUUCUGAGAUCCAGACGACGUCGUCCCAGAUCCACGCUCCAUAAUGUCAUCUUCAACCUUCAGCGGUGAUGAAACGGCGCCGUUCUUCGGCUUCCUCGGCGCUGCUGCAGCCCUCGUCUUCUCCUGUAUGGGAGCUGCCUAUGGAACGGCAAAGAGUGGUGUUGGUGUGGCAUCUAUGGGGGUGAUGAGGCCUGAGCUGGUGAUGAAGUCCAUUGUUCCUGUUGUUAUGGCUGGAGUUUUGGGUAUUUAUGGCCUUAUUAUUGCUGUUAUCAUUAGUACUGGAAUUAACCCUAAGGCCAAGUCAUACUAUCUUUUUGAUGGUUAUGCACAUCUCUCUUCUGGUCUUGCUUGUGGUCUCGCUGGGCUCUCUGCUGGAAUGGCAAUUGGUAUAGUUGGUGAUGCUGGUGUAAGAGCUAAUGCACAGCAGCCAAAACUCUUUGUUGGGAUGAUCCUCAUUCUCAUCUUUGCUGAAGCACUGGCCCUCUAUGGCCUCAUUGUCGGCAUCAUCUUGUCUUCCCGAUCAGGCCAAUCCAGAGCAGACUAAACCAUGCAGUCUAAUAUUCUUUAUUGCUUAUUAAUGGCACUUGAAAGGGAAAACUUUUGGCUGAUCUCUGGUUGGUCGUUGGGCCGUGCUUGCUGGUUCGUACAGAUUAUGUUUGUGAAAGUAACGACUGUGCCUUGUAGUAGUAGGAUUGAGUUUAUCAACAGAAUAAAAUCUUUCUAAGCAGGUUUUUAAAUACGUUUAUGUAUUCUUCCACCAGAACUAUGAACUGCUAUAUUUUUUAUGAUUCUAAAUCUAGUGCAUGUAUGAUCUUAUUCAUCCACCAAUUAUCCAUAGGAGGCUGGUUGUGGUA